AACUAUUUGUUCAAGAUUCUAAGUAAUAUGCUUGUGAAUCUUGAAAUAAAAUAUCAUAAAUUUUGUUGUGACAGAUAUAAACGAUCACCGUCAGAAACUUGUAGGUGUGAAAGGGGACUCCGCUUAUAAAUUUCGUCUUGAAUAAUUUUGAAAGUGCAAUACUUUUUCCUUUACCAUCGGGCCGAUGUACUGCGCAUGUGUUCAGUAACAUAGUGUAAUUGCCACAACUGCUAUUAUGUACCCUGCAAAAAGGUUUUGAGUCACUAAGGUUAAAAAGCAAGCUUAAGUAAGCGCCAAAAUGGUAAAGGCGCAAUUGGAGGUGUUGUCUGCUCUAGACGUAGCGAAGACACAGUGGUACCACUUUACGGCCAUAGUGAUCGCAGGAAUGGGGUUUUUCACGGACGCGUAUGAUCUUUUCUGCAUCUCCACUGUCACAAAGCUUCUCGGACGGCUGUACUACUAUGAUCCGGCGUCAGGCAAGCCAGGAUCGUUGCCUCCGAAUGUGGCUGCGGCGGUUAAUGGCGUAGCCCUUUGCGGAGCGCUAGGAGGUCAACUGUUCUUCGGUUGGCUUGGGGACAAAAUGGGAAGGAAAAGAGUCUACGGCAUGACGUUGAUGCUUAUGGUCAUUAGCGCCUUAGGCACCGGCCUAUCCUUUGGUCAUACGGCCAAGUCCGUGAUGACGACGCUCUGUUUCUUUCGCUUUUGGCUAGGGUUCGGUAUCGGAGGCGACUACCCACUAUCAGCCACGAUCAUGUCCGAGUACGCGAAUAAAAGAACCCGCGGCGCUUUCAUUGCCGCCGUGUUCGCAAUGCAGGGUUUCGGCAUUCUGGCCGGAGGUGCCAUAGCCAUCAUGGUCUCCCUGGGCUUCAACAAAGCGUAUAAGAGCCCCGCGUUCGCAGAAAACCCUGAACUCUCCACUGCUCCGCAAGCCGACUUCGUGUGGAGAAUAAUCCUCAUGGCGGGAGCUGUACCCGCUGCCCUGACCUACUAUUGGCGCAUGCGGAUGCCGGAAACCGCGAGGUUUACAGCACUGGUCGCAAAGAAUGCGAAGCAAGCCGCUUCCGACAUGUCCAAGGUGCUUCAGGUGGACAUCCACGAAGACCCUGCCACAAUCCAAACAGUUGAAGCCGACGACGCUGUCAAUUACUCCAUAUUUUCUAGACAGUUUCUAGUACGCCACGGUCGGCAUCUUUUAGGCACUACAUCCACCUGGUUCUUGCUCGACAUUGCUUUCUACAGCCAGAACCUGUUCCAGAAAGAUAUCUUCACGGCCGUCGGAUGGCUUCCCGCCGCCAAGAAAAUGAACGCCAUAGAAGAGGUCUACAGAAUUGCAAGAGCACAGUCAUUGAUUGCACUGUGCUCAACAGUUCCCGGCUACUGGUUCACUGUAUUCUUCAUAGACCGUAUCGGACGGUUUACUAUCCAGCUCAUGGGAUUCUUCUUCAUGACGGUCUUCAUGUUCGCCAUAUCAAUACCAUACGACCACUGGAGAGGCCAUAAAUGCGGGGACACGUACUGCGGGGGAAACCAUGCGGCUUUUGUGGUGCUUUAUUCUUUCACCUUUUUCUUCUCCAACUUUGGGCCCAACAGCACCACCUUCAUUGUUCCGGCGGAGAUAUUCCCCGCGCGGUUGCGAUCGACGUGCCACGGGAUAUCGGCGGCCGCCGGGAAAGCGGGGGCAAUUGUCGGAGCAUUCGGGUUUCUUUAUGCUGCGCAGAGUCCACAUGAAAAGCAGACAGAUGCAGGGUAUCCUAGAGGAAUUGGCAUUAAAGCAGCCUUGCUUGUGCUCGCAAUAAUAAAUUGUCUAGGGUUUGUGUGCACUUUUCUGGUGCCGGAGACAAACGGGAAAUCGCUUGAGGAAUUAUCAGGCGAGAACGAUGAGGAAGCGGUUGGAUCCAAGCAAACCAGGCCAGUCGACUCUCCUCCUUCAACCAAAGCUUCCAUGACCAACUUUUAAGCCAGAAAAGAAUUUUUAUUCUCCUCUUCAGCCCCCUUUUUGGUGGGUGUGAAAUCUUGAGCUUUUCUUAGGUGAAAAGUGAGUUGAGUAUCUGUUCUUCGACAUAUCGUCAAAUUUAUUCCCUUUGUUAGGUCUAAUUUUGUCCUAGAAUAUUAGGAAGUUUAUUUACUUUUGAUCAUGGAAGCUAUUGUCAUGCCCAGUUCAUGUCGGCCAAAACAUCUAUUUAAAUAAAAGUUUAAUAAAUAGAAAACUCCAGCAAUACCUGA
This is a messenger RNA of Cryptomeria japonica (Japanese cedar), 2223 nucleotides long. RefSeq names its product probable inorganic phosphate transporter 1-3. Gene Ontology annotation, molecular function: phosphate transmembrane transporter activity. The transcript has 2 exons. NCBI's taxonomy places the organism in Eukaryota, Viridiplantae, Streptophyta, Pinopsida, Cupressales, Cupressaceae. Gene Ontology annotation, biological process: phosphate ion transport; transmembrane transport. Bases 299 to 1957 code for a protein of 552 amino acids. Gene Ontology annotation, cellular component: membrane. The record is from RefSeq and is a predicted model, not a curated record.